AUGGCUCCAGUGAACGCUGAUAUUGUUAACGGUAGCAAGGUGACUUCACCUGUCAAGAAAACACUACCCGAAGUUGAAGACAAUGGAAAAAGAUAUUCAUAUGAAAUGCUCGUGGAGACAGCAAACUUCCUGUUAUCUAAAACCGAUGUUCGUCCCGUCAUUGGUGUUAUUUGCGGAUCUGGGAUGGGUUCGUAUUGGAACGAGGGUUCACUAGCUGAGAACAUCUCGCAACCUGAAUGUAUCGCUUAUGAAGACAUACCAAAUUUUCCUAUCAGCACAGUUGAAGGUCAUCAUGGAAAACUAGUUUUUGGAUAUAUUAGUGAUGUUCCGGUUGUUGCUAUGCAGGGCAGAUUCCAUUACUACGAAGGAUACCCUCUUUGGAAGUGUUGUUUGCCAGUACGAGUUAUGAAACUUCUCGGUGUAAAAGCAUUGAUUGCGACGAAUGCAGCGGGAGGUCUGAACCCAAACUACAAAAUUGGGGACCUCAUGAUUGUGAGAGAUCAUAUUAAUAUGAUGGGUUUUGCUGGAAACAAUCCUUUACAUGGACCCAAUGACGAACGCUUCGGUCCACGAUUCCCACCGAUGAACAAAGCCUAUAAUUAUGAGUUCAGAAAAGUCGCUAAAGAGGUGGCUAAAGAAUUAAACAUUGAUAACAUGGUAAGGGAAGGAGUGUACACUUGUUUAGGAGGACCAAACUUUGAAACUGUAGCAGAAUUAAAUAUGUUGAAAAUGCUGGGUGUGGAUGCUGUUGGCAUGUCUACUGUUCACGAGGUCAUAACCGCGAGACACUGCGACAUGAGUGUGUUCGCUCUGUCUUUAAUAACGAAUGAGUGUGUCACAAGCUACGAUCAUGAUGCUGAAGCGAAUCACGAGGAAGUUUUGGACGUUGGACGUAUGCGACAGGACAUACUUAGGGAUUACGUGUCCAAACUAGUUAACAGAUUCGUAAAAUAUUUACCUCAAAACCCUUGA
Messenger RNA from Danaus chrysippus (African queen), 972 nucleotides. The record is from the annotation of a GenBank genome assembly. Lineage: Eukaryota; Metazoa; Arthropoda; Insecta; Lepidoptera; Nymphalidae.